Messenger RNA from Schistocerca gregaria, 2307 nucleotides. RefSeq lists its product as uncharacterized. Lineage: Eukaryota; Metazoa; Arthropoda; Insecta; Orthoptera; Acrididae. The transcript is spliced from 2 exons. The record is from RefSeq and is a predicted model, not a curated record. The coding region runs from base 303 to 1547 and encodes 414 amino acids.
UUUCGAAAUGUCUCUAUUUGUUCGGGAUUGGAAACAAGGCAGUACUUGCAAGGGCAACAGCAAUUCCGUCAGCGAGAGCGUUCCUACUGGAGGUCGCAGAGUGUGUCUUAUUUGCGGACAGGAAAAGUAAGAUGGCGAAACGCACGCGAACGGCAACCUGUUAGAUAAUUGCUGGCGGAGAACACACGUGGGCGCAAAAACUGCCGGCAGUGUGUUGUCCGUCGUCUGGCGGAGAACUCGUCCGCUGCCUCCGUUGGAGCAACUCUUGAGGUCCCGAACAGCCCGGCGCCAGAGCAACCGUCAUGUCUGCACAUGCUGCUGCCACAGUUCCUGUAUGGCUGAAUGAUGACUUCAUCAAGCAGUCACUGAAGAAUGUCAGCAACUUUGAAGACUGCUCUAUUGUCUCAGCGAGUGUCAAGGGUGCCACAGUUGGAAAGGAGAAUUACUUGAGCGAUACUUUCCGAAUGACCGUGACACUUAAACACCGAAUUCAGUGUUACACAAUGACUCUAUCGUUCUUCAUUAAAUGUCUUCCAGAUGGAAAAACAGUCCGUGAAGUUGCUCAGAACAUGGGUGCUUUCGAAAGAGAAAUUUCAGUUUUCACCAAGACACUUCCAGUGAUGACCCAGUUAUUGCAAAGUGCUGACCCUAAGAAAUAUUCUCAGCUAGCAGCAGUAUGUUUUCGUGCUGGUAGUGAGCCAGUAGACUAUUUGAUGCUGGAAGACUUGAGAGAUAGUGGGUAUGUCAUGGCUAAAAGAAGCCAGGGGCUAGACUUGGCACACUCUAGAGCCGUUGUCAGAAAAUUAGCCGAGCUCCAUGCAGCAUCCAUAGGUCUCUUCAUGAAGGAUCACACAUGUAUGGAUAAUUACAAGACUUUUGCUAUAUUCAAUGGUGAUGCAGCACCACAGAUGAAAAAUUUCUUUAAAAAUGGGUGUCUCUUGUUAGCUAGGGAGCUCGAGAGAGCAGGUGGCCACUACUCCAAAUAUGCUUCCAAACUUCGAGCUAUUUCCGAAACAGCAUUUGCAAAUAUUUCCGAGCUCACAAAGUGGAAAAAAAGAAGGUUCCAAGCAUUAAUUCAUGCAGACUGUUGGACUAACAAUAUGAUGUUCAAAUACUCGGGUGGCUCUGUUAACGAUGUUAUUCUUAUUGAUUUCCAGAUGGCACAUUUCUCAUCACCGUCACUAGAUCUACAAUAUUUCCUACAUACUAGUCUCAAGGAAGAAGUCUAUGUUUCCCAUGUAGAGGAUCUCUUGGAGGAAUACUACUUCCACUUGAUUGAAACCUUGGAUGAUAUUGGUGUCACACAAGAAAAUCAUCUAUCCUACGAUGAUUUUCGGCAAGACUACGAAGAUCAUUCGUGGUUCUCUUUGUAUGGAGCUAUUGCAAUACAGCCUCUUGUGCGCUCUGAUGAAAGAAAGGGCUUUGACAUCGAGGCAGCAAUUAAUGGAUGUGAUACUGCAGUAAACAGUGAGGCUUAUGCUAAUAAUUCAUUCUUGAGAUGUAUUAGAGAAAUGUUACCUGUGUUUGAAAGAAAGGGAUUGCUGUAGACUGUAGACUGCUUAAGAUCCUGACUUCCAGUAAUGUAAACCCAUCUGUAACCAAUACCGUGGGAAAAUAUUAAAUGAAUCAUCAAUAAUGAAUCAUGUUGCCAAGAAAACCCAGUUUCUCAUAACACUUCUCAAUCAAAAAUAGAUAUUAUAGCAAGGAGACACAAGGAGAUGCUUUUUAUAUAUUUUUCAUGAGAGACAUGUUCUGCCUUCUCUUUACAAACUAAGCAAUCAUUCAUCACCAAAAGGAAAGAAAAGUAAGAAACAGCUUUGACACUGUUGCAGGUGGUGUGACAUAUCAUUAUACCUAUUUUAUUUUCAUGCAGACUGAAGCACAUUUUGUGUGGUUCUGAAUGCUGUUAAUCCACGGUGAAUAUUGUAGUAGAACUUUUGAAAUGGCCUUCCAUUAGAGACUGACGACAAAAUUAAAUACUUAGGCUACAACGUUAUUCAUAAUUCACACCCAAACCAACUGUUUCUAAAUAAAAAAAGUGACCUCAGACAUUUACAAUUCAAUUCAUUUCUUGUAUCAGAAACAGAAGGAUAUGUAAUCAUUGUGACUAAUGUUCUUACCAGUGCAUAUAAUUUUUUUGUAAUCAGUGACAUCAUGUUUUUAUCAAAGUCCUACAUGCACUUAAUCAAUAUGUCUUAUUUUGAGCCAGUUUGUGCAACAUUAUGUUUUCAUAAAUGAUAAUAUAAAAGUGUUAAUAAAGUAACCUGGAAAUAAAGAUUGGUAAAACAUUUUUUCAGUGGCUCCUAA